AUGUCCCUCAAAAAAGUCCUUGCCGAAAUCCGACGCACCGAUGCCACCAAGACUAUACACCGUGAGCCGUAUGCCGCUAUAUCCCCAACACGCCCGGAGCUGAGCCAAGCUGGCCGAGCUAUCCUUAUCACAGGUGGCGGCACCGGCGCCGGUUUCGCCAUGGCAAAAGCCUUCAUUCGCGCCUCAGCGGCCACCAUUAUCCUCAUUGGCCGACGUGCUGGCGUCCUCGAGACAGCGCGUGCUCGCCUCGUCGAAGAAGCCGGUACAGGGACCAAGAUCAUCAUCCAGACCUGCGAUGUGACUAACACCGCAGAUGUCGACGCGCUGUGGCAGUCAAUUGCAGAAGAAGGUAUAGUGGUGGAUGUAUACGUCGCCAACGCAGCGAAGUUCACAGAACCCAAAUCGAUGUUAGAGCUGGGCACGGAGGAGGUCUGGAACCAGGUGGAGACGAACGUCAAGUCGCCCUUGUACUUCGCUGAGAAGUUUCACACUCAGCCUGGUAGUAGUCCUGACAAGCGAAAGGUGACCAAGUGUUCCGCCAAACCCUACAAGCUUACGGUAGACUGA
Molecule: messenger RNA, 567 nt
Organism: Alternaria atra
Lineage: Eukaryota; Fungi; Ascomycota; Dothideomycetes; Pleosporales; Pleosporaceae
Exons: 1
Coding region: 1-567 (188 amino acids)
Cellular component (GO): cytosol
Molecular function (GO): oxidoreductase activity
Source: RefSeq, a predicted model, not a curated record